AUCCAAGUCACAACCAAGUGAGACUCUGCAGAUACUCUGGUGGAAAACAAUGAAGCUUUGUGCUGUAAUCCUUGCUCUUUUUAUCAUCUCAGGCUGCCAGGGCCGUUUCCUGUUUCAGGAUGAACCCAAAGCCCGCUGGGAGGAGAUGGUGGAUCAGUUCUGGAGGUACGUGGAUGACCUGAGCUCCAAGGCUGAGGAGAUGAAAGAGAGUGUGAAGACCUCCCAGCUUGGCAGAGAACUUGACUCACUGAUCAGUGACAGCAUGUCAGACCUGCAGAUGUACUACAACGAUGUGCAGACCAAGCUGGCACCUUAUGCCCAGGACACCACUCAGAGAAUGCAUGAAGACCUGCAGCUGCUGUCUGAUAAACUCCGCAUGCAUAUGGAGGAGGCCAAGGAGCGCAUCACCGAGUACAGCCAGGAGCUCCAAACCAUGGUGGAGCAGAACGCAGAUGAAGUCAAAAACAGGGCCAACACUUAUGUCCGCAAACUAAAGAAGCGUCUGAACAAGGACACCCAGGAGAUCAACAAGAAAGUGGCCACAUACCUCGAGGAGGUUCAGACUCGUGCUACUGACCGUGUAGAGAACAUGAGGGAGCGCCUUGUUCCCUACGUUGAUGCAAUCCGGCAAAACGCUGAAGACAAGUUUUCUACUAUUGGUGAAAUGCUGAAGGCUCAAACUGAAGAAGUGAGGAAGAAACUGGAAUCUCACUUUGAGGGUCUACGAGAGCAGGCAGAGAAGACCAAAGCACAUGUGCAUGCCACACUCCAGGACCAAGUGGAGGAGCUGCAAAGCUGGUUCCACAAAUUUACGACCCAGGUUGAGGAGAAGCUGCAGACCAUCAUGGAAACCUUUAACCCAAAUGUCUAAACUGACUAAAGGGGAAGGUGGACAGGACCAUAUUAAUGACAGAACCAUAUUAAUCUUUAAAAUAAACAUGUAUGUUCAGUAAAAAAAAAAUAAAAUAAAAAAUUCAGCUAAAUCUGAAGAACCGGGAAUUAGACCUAGGGAAGCAUUUCUUAUGUUUGGUGGUGGUAGCUCAGUGGUUAAGGUACUUGGCUAGUAAUCAUCAGAUUGCUGGUUCAAGUCCUACCACUACCAAGUAGCCAAUGUUGGGCCACUGAGUAAGACAAACCCUUAACUCUCAGUUGCUUAAGUUGUAUUCAGACAUAAUUGUAAGUCACUUUGAUUAAAAGUGUCAGGUAAAUGUAAACAUUUAAAAAAUGUGAAAUUGGCUAUGCUAAGAACAGUUUGGCCUGAUGUUUAUUGUUAGUUUUGCCUUAUGUCAAUGGCCAAAAAAUUACACCUCAAACGCAUUUACCAAAACCAAGAGAAGAAGGAAGAAAACUAAUAAAACCGA
Molecule: messenger RNA, 1361 nt
Organism: Electrophorus electricus (electric eel)
Lineage: Eukaryota; Metazoa; Chordata; Actinopteri; Gymnotiformes; Gymnotidae
Gene: apoea
Product: apolipoprotein Ea
Biological process (GO): phospholipid efflux; acylglycerol homeostasis; cholesterol efflux
Cellular component (GO): low-density lipoprotein particle; high-density lipoprotein particle; extracellular region
Molecular function (GO): cholesterol transfer activity; phospholipid binding; phosphatidylcholine-sterol O-acyltransferase activator activity
Source: RefSeq, a predicted model, not a curated record